ACGAGCCAGUCACUUCUCAGUCACAUCGCGCCGGCUAUAAGACGCUGAGCGUUCGCGGGUCUUUCGUAAACAGAACGUAAACUAUCGAUAAAAAGGAAUUCCCAUUGUGAUGUUAAUACGUAAAAAGUGUAUAUAUAAAAAGAGCGUAGUGUACAUAUUUUCAGUCUUGUUGUGAAGCAAUGGAGAACAUGUCUCUUCCGGGUUCUUUUUUAAUUUCAUACUAUGUGGAGAGCUUUUGGGGUUCACCAAGGCCGUUGGUUGAUUGGUCAGGGGUACCAACAUUCAUAUUAGCGGUGUUGGCGGUGGUCAUGGCAGCCACGGCGAUGAUAGUGAGGCCGCCAGAUAUGAAGCUGCCCAUACGACUUCCCGGUCCUCCAGCACUACCGAUAAUUGGCACCCGUUGGUUAUUUUGGAGUCGAUAUAAGUUGAACAAACUCCACGAGGCCUAUGAAGAUAUGUUCAGGCGUUACGGGUUGGUGUUCGUGGAGGUGAUGCCAGGGGGAGCUCCUCUAGUGUCCAUAGCGGAGAGGGGGGCAUUGGAGGCAGUACUACGCACACCGGCAAAGAGGCCUUACCGACCCCCUACGGAAAUCGUGCAAGUGUAUAGAAAAAGUCGACCUGACAGAUACGCGUCCACUGGAUUGGUGAAUGAGCAAGGGGAGAAAUGGCAUCACUUACGCCGCCAUCUGACUUCCGAGCUAACGAGUCCACAGACUAUACAGGGGUUCAUUCCGCAAUUGAACAACAUUUGUGAUGAUUUUCUCGUACUUCUGAAGAACUGCCGUCGGCCCGAUGGUACUGUGCUUGGAUUCGAUCACCUUACGAACAGGAUGGGCUUAGAAUCGGUAUGUGGUCUUAUGUUAGGCGCAAGAUUGGGUUUCUUAGAGAGAUGCAUGUCGGGUCGGGCGGCAACACUUGCUGCAGCGGUGAAAGCCCACUUUAGGGCUCAAAGGGACUCCUACUACGGUGCGCCAUUAUGGAAGUUUGCACCUACCACGCUUUACAAGACGUUCGUUAGGAGCGAGGAAACUAUUCACACGAUAGUAUCGGAAUUAAUGGAGGAAGCGAAGUCAAGGACUCACGGCGCGGCGCAGGAUGACGGCAUGCAAGAGAUCUUCCUCAAGAUACUCGCAAACCCCGAACUAGACACAAGGGACAAAAAAGCCGCCGUCAUCGAUUUUAUCACAGCUGGCAUUGAGACCCUUGCUAACAGUUUGAUAUUUCUGCUGUAUCUACUGAGUGGAAGACCGGACUGGCAACAAAAAAUAAGAUCAGAGCUGCCAUCCUGUGGUGAUUUAACAAUAGAAGAAUUAGCUUUAGCGCCAUCUCUGAAAGCAGCGGCAAAUGAAGCGUUUCGAGUGUUGCCCACUGUACCGUUCUUGGCCAGACUUCUGGAGCAACCCGUGAAUAUUGACGGCCAUAGAAUACCAGCUGGGACAUUCGUCCUCGCGCACACGGUAACAGCGUGCAGGCGGGAGGAGAACUUCUGGCGCGCGAGCGAGUAUCUCCCCGAGCGGUGGAUCGACGUGCGCGAGCCGCACGCCGCCUCGCUCGUCGCGCCGUUCGGCCGCGGCAAGCGCAUGUGCCCCGGGAAGAGAUUCGUUGAGCUCGAGCUGCAUUUGUUACUAGCUAAGAUUUUGCAAAAUUGGCGGGUGGAGUUCGAAGGUGAAAUAGAUGUCCAGUUUGACUUCCUUCUAUCACCAAAGUCCCCAGUCACCCUAAGACUAGUAGAAUGGUAAACAAAAUCACAUUCCACUACGCUGCCUAAGUUUGUACUGAUAAUAAUUUAAGUAAUAGUUUUACAAAAAUUUAUUGUAUCAUUUUAAGACUUGGUAUUGGUUAUUUUACCAUUGCUAAUUCUAAAACAGCAAUUAUUCUUGUAAAAUAACUUUGGAGAUCGAGAAGGUCGUUAUGCUUUCACAUAUGUUAUAACAUGUACAAUUAAAUAUGUAUAGUCUUGAUUGCUUGAUGCUUCGUGUAAUACAAUAUUUCUCCCCGCAAGUUUAAAAAAGCAAAGUUUGUCAUAUGGCGAUAUAUCUCCAAAGUUAUUUCUUAUUAAAUUCCGACUCUGUUAAUGAUUGAAGAUGGAAAAUAUUCCGGUCAGUAGUUUGAGUCGACUACUUAAUAAAUAGUUCUAACCGACACGUUCCGAUACUUUUGUAAGUUACAACGACAAUAUAUUUAUCAAGACCAAUGAAUUUAUGUCUGUUAUAAUAAGUUAUAGAAGUAUGAAAACCAGUGAAAUACUUUAAGAAUUGCUGAUAAUGAUAUAAAAUAUUGAACUGAGUAUUGGAUGACAUUUUUCAGACAGUAUAAGAUAAGGGAUAAGGUUAAACGAUUUUGAUUCUGAAUGAUUUGACCUGUUUUUUAUUCCUAGGGUUAAAGUGAAACUUCUUGGAUUGUAAUAUAUCUACAAAAAUUCAUCAAUCGCAUAGUCAUAUUAAGAGAAUGUGAAAAUAAACCUGUAUGUAUAUGUGGUACAUACUAUAGGACAUUGCAUAUGUGUUUUCAGUGCACUGUGAUAUUUGUAAAUAAGUAACUUUGGUAAUUAAAAACAGGUUUAAAACGGAUGAUAAUGGUAAUAUUAUGACAAAGAUACUUCGUGGGCGAGUUUUUUCAGAAAGUAUGUUGCCAUCAAAGGUUGCCAUGAUGAAACUCGGAAGAAUAGGAAGACAAAGUGAUACAGGGUAUUGGCACAGUCUGCUCAAAUCGUAUACUUUUCUAUUAUCUAUUCAACUUUAUAGUUUAAGUACACUAACUAGCUUUUAAGAUUUACAACUACACAACGUAGUAAAAUAUGGCUGUGUUAAUAUCAAAAAUAAUAUUUAUAUAAUUAACCGUGAAUACCUCUAUAAGCACUGUACUGCGACAUCAGAAGAAUGCAUUUAUGAAUUGUCAAGUUAAAUUGAGCAGUGAAUCAAAUAUGUAGUUUUAAGAGUUUAGUAUACACCUAUUCCACCUUACUAUAUCGUAUUAAUAAUUUAAUGUGCAGCUUCACUAUGUUAACCAAACAUUAUAGAAGUGGCCAUUUCCUAAGUAUAAUUUAUUUAUGUUCGCCUAAUAUCGACAUUCAUGUUAUACAAACUUGUUAGAUUUUUAUGUACCUUAUGUUUAAAUGCUAAUUGUUGUUACGGAUAAAAAUAUGGUUAUUUACAUCCAUAUUAUUCUAAUGUACUCGAUGGGUUAUACUGAAAAUAAUGAGAAAAAGAUAUAAAGCUUG
Zerene cesonia (dogface butterfly) is the source of this 3220-nucleotide messenger RNA. RefSeq names its product ecdysone 20-monooxygenase (gene shd). Gene Ontology annotation, molecular function: monooxygenase activity; oxidoreductase activity, acting on paired donors, with incorporation or reduction of molecular oxygen; iron ion binding. Bases 180 to 1739 code for a protein of 519 amino acids. The record is from RefSeq and is a predicted model, not a curated record. Lineage: Eukaryota; Metazoa; Arthropoda; Insecta; Lepidoptera; Pieridae. The transcript has 9 exons.